AUGGCUACCUUCUCUUUUAUUUCUAUUUUAUUGGCUCUACGCUUCUUUCUCACCGUUUCUGGUGCACCUGCUCCCUAUCCGUCUGAUGCAGCGACUUCAGCAACGUCGGCUUCCAGCAAUUAUUGGAUCGCCACAAUUCAACGACAAGGUGCUCCCGCUUAUGGUGAUGCUUCAUAUCAAAUUUUCCGAAAUGUUAAGGACUUUGGUGCUGUUGGUGAUGGUGUAACUGAUGAUACCGCUGCUAUCAAUGCUGCAAUUUCUGCUGGUAAUCGCUGUGGUAAAGGCUGCGAUUCAACCACCCUUACUCCUGCUCUUGUUUACUUCCCACCUGGAACAUAUGCCAUCUCAACCCCCAUCAGACAACAGUAUUUCACGCAACUCGUUGGUGAUGCUAUUACUCUCCCAACAAUUAAAGGUCUUGCCAACUUUGCUGGUAUGGCUUUGCUCGAUGCAAACCCAUAUGAUCCUCAAUACAAUUGGUUCACCAACCAGAACAACUUCUACCGUCAAAUUAGGAACUUUGUCAUCGAUAUGACUGCCAUGCCUAUCUCAACUGGUAGCGGUAUUCAUUGGCAAGUUGCUCAAGCUACAUCAUUACAAAACAUUGUUUUUAACAUGAGGACUGAUGGUGGAACCGACAACAAACAACAGGGCAUCUUCAUGGAUAAUGGUAGUGGUGGUUUCAUGGCCGACUUGACAUUCAAUGGUGGCAAAUAUGGUGCUUUCUUGGGCAGCCAACAGUUUACUUCCCGAAAUUUAACCUUCAACAACUGUCAAACGGCUAUCUAUUUGAACUGGGCCUGGCUCUGGACAUUUCAGAACCUUAAGAUCAACAACUGUGGUAUUGGACUUGACAUGUCGGCAGGCGGUGCAGCAAGCCGCGCAGCUGGAUCAGCCACAAUUAUGGACAGCACAAUCACAAAUACUCCCAUCGGCAUAUCUACUGUUUACGAUAUCAAAGAAGCUGGAACCAACGGUACUCUUGUUAUCGAUAAUGUCGACUUCUCCUCAAAUGUUCCAGUCGCCGUCUACGAUGCCACUGCCAAGUCCACCAUUCUUGCAGGAAACACCAAGAUCGCAUCCUGGGCACAAGGAAAGGUCUAUACUGGUGUUAAUGCUGGCCAAGCUACGCAAGGAACUCAAGAUGUCGUCACCAAACCUGCAACUCUCUUGGAUUCUACUGGCAAAUUAUUCGGACGCACCAAACCACAAUACGAGACUUUACCAGCCUCAUCAUUUUUGAGUGUCAAAUCUAAUGGAGCUAAAGGUGAUGGUGUUACUGAUGAUACUGCUGCCAUUCAAGCAAUUUUCGACAAGGCUACCACUGAUCAGAUUGUUUACUUUGAUCAUGGUGGAUAUGUUGUCACUGAUACCAUCAAGGUUCCAAAGAACAUCAAGAUUACUGGUGAGAUCUGGCCUAUGAUCAUGGCGAAGGGAUUCAAUGAUCAAAGCAACCCAAAGGCAGUCUUUCAAGUUGGUCAACCUGGUGAUACUGGCUCUGUCGAGAUUUCCGAUAUGGUUUUCCAAACCAUCGGACCAGCCGCCGGCGCUAUCCUCGUUGAAUGGAAUGUCAAAGAGGCUUCGCAAGGUUCAGUUGGAAUGUGGGAUGUUCAUACAAGAAUUGGAGGUAGUGCUGGUACUCAACUUCAGUCUAACACCUGCGCCAAAAAUCCAAACGCAACAUAUACUGGAAAUACAGCCUGUAUUGGAGCUUUCAUGCUUCUACACGUCACCGAACAAGCUUCAAUCUACCUUGAGAAUACUUGGUUUUGGGUUGCUGAUCAUGAACUUGAUCUCGGUGAUCAUAAUCAAAUUGACAUUUACAGUGGCCGAGGAGUUUUAGUCGCUUCUGAAGAAGGGCCUGCCUGGAUGUAUGGUACCGCCAGUGAACACAAUGUUCUUUACAACUAUCAGUUGACUAACGCAUCCAACAUCUUCAUGGGGGCUAUCCAAACCGAAACUCCAUACUUUCAAGCCAAUCCCGACGCCUCUGCACCUUUCACUACCAACCAAAAUUACAAUGAUCCUUCUUUUACCGGUGGAACGCUCGCCGACAAAUCAUGGGGUCUCCGCAUCGUUAAUUCUGAGGAUAUCUUCGUCGCCGGCGCCGGUCUAUACUCUUUCUUCGACAACUACGGUCAAAAUUGUUUAUCGACGGGAAAUUGCCAAAGUAACAUGCUUUCGAUUGAAGGUUCGGGCAAUAUUCAUAUCGUUGGCUUGUCAACUAUUGGUGUUGAGAAUAUGGUCACUGUGGAUGGAAAGAGUGGUGCUUUGGAUAAAGAUAACCGUAACACUUUUGCUGCUACGAUUGCUAUGUUCAAGGAGACUGGUACGGGUGUUAAGUGCUAG
Molecule: messenger RNA, 2349 nt
Organism: Sclerotinia sclerotiorum 1980 UF-70
Lineage: Eukaryota; Fungi; Ascomycota; Leotiomycetes; Helotiales; Sclerotiniaceae
Exons: 5
Coding region: 1-2349 (782 amino acids)
Source: RefSeq, a predicted model, not a curated record